AUGCGGGCCACCCUUCCCCGCCUCGUCCGCAUCAUCCCCCGCUCGCUCUUCAGCCCAGGCCAAGCCACAAUUAUCCCCGCCCCCGAACCACAAUACAACGACCUCCACCGACCUACCGUCCUCGACCUCUUACAAAAACAAAGAGACGACUUGGUACAAAAGCAACAGGACGGCUUGCUAAAACAAGGGGAGGAAUGGCCGAGUAAUAUCAGGAUUGAGGUGCCCCUUGAACGGAGCGCUUUUAAGAAUGUGAGGAAGGAGUUGAGGGGGGAGAUUAAGAAGCUUUUUAAGGAGCGGUGA
Laccaria bicolor S238N-H82 is the source of this 300-nucleotide messenger RNA. RefSeq lists its product as uncharacterized. NCBI's taxonomy places the organism in Eukaryota, Fungi, Basidiomycota, Agaricomycetes, Agaricales, Hydnangiaceae. The record is from RefSeq and is a predicted model, not a curated record. The transcript has a single exon. The coding region runs from base 1 to 300 and encodes 99 amino acids.